UGGUUCUCUGCAGGGCUGCAGCGGUGCGGUCGGAGCUGCCGUUCCCGGUGGCUGAACUACCUCCGCCCGGGGCUGAAGCACGGCAACUUCACGCCGGCUGAGGAGAGGAUCAUCUGCGAGAUGUACUGCAAGAGGGGAAGCUGCUGGUCCGUCAUCGCCGCCCUGCUCCCGGGGAGGACCGACCUCGCCAUCAAGAACUACUGGAACAGCACGCUCAAGAAGAGGUUCCCGGCGGCGAGAACCGCCGCCGCCGCCCGCCGCAAGCACUACACGUGUCCGACCGCCAGCACAUCGUCCGAUGCCGGGACGCCGGAGCGGGACCUUCAGAUGGUCGUCUACAGCAGCGAGGAUAGCUCCACAGCAGGGUCCAGCCUUGCCAAGUCCGUCUUGGCCGGCCCAUCGUCGGUGCAAGCAGUGCAGCCGCUGGUUCCGGUCGCCGCCGGCCAAGAACCGAUCGCGGCGGUCCCAGUCAGCGGGCCGGUGAGGAAUGAGCAGAAGCCAGCCGUGGUGAGCCGACUGCCUCUGGAGAAGACGCCGCCGCCGCCUCAGCCACCGCCGCCGCCACCACCACCGUCCGGUGAUCAGACCGGCGAGGUGGUCAUGGACAUCUUCUGCGCUCCCAUGUCCCCACUCCCUCUGGGCUUCAUCGAACCGGAGCUGGCUUGCAUUUGCGAUUUCGACGACAUUCACAGCUUCUUGUCGUGGUUUGAUCAUCACUGA
Messenger RNA from Phragmites australis (common reed), 720 nucleotides. Its product is annotated as MYB-like transcription factor EOBII. NCBI's taxonomy places the organism in Eukaryota, Viridiplantae, Streptophyta, Magnoliopsida, Poales, Poaceae. The transcript is spliced from 2 exons. The annotation marks the transcript as partial. The record is from RefSeq and is a predicted model, not a curated record.